ACAAUGUCCUACCUGGAGAUCUAUAACGAGAAUAUCAGGGACCUACUAGAUCCAGCAUCAGGGUUUCUAGAGCUCAGGGAGGAUAGUAAAGGGAAGAAUAUCCAGGUGACUGGACUUUCAGAGAUAACUACCAGUAGUCCAGAUGAGGUUAUGCGCAUGCUCACUAAAGGGAACCGUGAAAGAACCCAGGAGCCUACUGCUGCAAAUAAGACAAGCUCUAGAAGUCAUGCGCUACUCAUGGUCAACUAUAAACAGACAAGCAAGUCUAAAACAUCACAUUCGGUAAAAAAUGGCAGAUUGUACAUGAUUGAUCUGGCUGGCAGCGAGAGAGCAUCAAACACUCAGAACAAAGGGAUUCGAUUAAAGGAAGGAGCACAUAUUAACAGAUCUCUUCUGGCUCUUGGGAACUGCAUAAAUGCCUUGGCUGAGAAUAAAACUAAAUAUGUUAACUACAGAGACAGUAAACUUACAAGAUUACUGAAAGAUGCUCUAUCUGGGAACUGUCAUACAGUAAUGAUAGCUCAUAUAUCCCCAGCUGACCGACACUUUGAUGAGAGCAGGAACACACUGGUCUAUGCAGACAGAGCCAAAAAUAUAUCCAAUAAGGUGCGAAGGAAUGUUCUGGAUGUAUCCUAUCACGUGUCCCAAUACCAGAAUAUUAUAUCAGAACUAAAAGGAGAAAUCGGAAGGCUCAAGGAGAAAAUCAGCAAUGAACCGACUAAUCACGGUGCUACAGCUACUAAACAGCAGAUUGCUGAACUAAAGGAGCUUAGGGACGCCCUGGUCGCUAACUUUAGAGAACAGAUGUCCCUAAGGCACAGGCUUAUGGAGAUAGAUAACCAUAUUCUAUCCUUGUCUAUGGAAUUUGAGAAGCAGAAUAUAAUUGUAACUGAAUGGGAGACAGAAAAGGUCAAGUCUCGUAGUGAACGUAUCAGUGAGAAAAAGAGGAAGAAGAAGUCAAAAAAGGAUACUCCUAAGAUUUAUCUUGAACCGGAUACAGAUGAAAGCGAGGCUGACCGACAGGACAGUGAAGAUGUAGAAAGCGGAUUUGAGGAUAAUGAACCAACCCAAGAAGGAGAAGAAGAAGAAGAAGGAGAAGAAGGGAGAAAGGAAGAGGAGGGAGAAGAGGAGGAGAAUAAGGAGGAUGAAGAUGAAGAAGAAAAGGAAAAAGAUGGAGAUAGAGAUGAAGACGAAGGAAAAAAAACACCAAUACAUUUAAUAUUUUUACUUUGCGUCCCUAUUUUUGUAACAGUUUUAGGGUUUAAUUGUUGCUUUUCAAAAGAGAAAGAGGAAAAAGCGAUGAAGGUGAUUUACAAUAAUUCAGAUUCUGAAAAUGAUGACUGCAAUGGUGAAGUUGAUGAUGAUGUUGAUAAUGAUGAUGAUGCUGAUGCUGAACUACCUUCAAGAAUAUCUACAACAGAGGAGAAAGAAAUCCUCUCUUUGCUUUGUAAAGUACAUGAGCUGGAGAUAGACAAGGUUGAGAUGAAAAGUGAAGGACUGAUGAAAGAGCAUGAGGUUCGUAGACGGGAUUUAUUAAUCCUGAAAUAUGAUAAACAAAGAUCUCUUUGUGAUGAGAUUAUACAACGGCAGCAGAAACUUAUCGAAGCUAUGGAUUCCUCUAAGUUAAAUAAAUCCAUGGGUGCCCAGGCCCCUAUGCCCUCUAUACUAUUGUAUUCUAGGUGCCAAGGCCCCUAUGCCUCCUAUACCAUUUUAUUCUUGGUUCCCAGGCUCCUAUACCUCCUAUAUUUUUGUAUUCUAGGUGCCCUGGCCCCUAUGCCUCCUAUAUUAUUGUAUUCUAAAGGUAGACAGGUAGAAAGGUAG
Molecule: messenger RNA, 1821 nt
Organism: Eurytemora carolleeae
Lineage: Eukaryota; Metazoa; Arthropoda; Copepoda; Calanoida; Temoridae
Product: kinesin-like protein KIF19
Exons: 20
Coding region: 4-1821 (605 amino acids)
Biological process (GO): microtubule-based movement
Molecular function (GO): microtubule binding; ATP binding; microtubule motor activity
Source: RefSeq, a predicted model, not a curated record